CUAUUACCCCUAUUAAUCCCUGUCAUUCUAUGUGGCUGUGCACGGUUAUGGCUUAGACUCCAGCCCCGAAUUCAGCCCUGAAUGUCGUCAUCUCACUCCCUCCAUCGGCGGCCUAGGGACCCGACGGGAAUCUAUGUACCCCAAGCCCCGGGACUUUGGAAGUUAUCGGAUCUAGUAUUUCCAUAUUCUGUAUUUAUCGAAGGAUACUGCGAUUUCUAGAAAAUGGGUGAUACGGGCCCCGGUAUCCCGUUAGAGCGAAGACCAGCGUGCGAUAGUUGCAAGUCUCGAAAGACUAAAUGUGAUAGGAGGUCACCAUGUUCAAGUUGUGUGACCCUCAAUAUCGCAUGUCGGACCACACCCCGGCCGUCCGAGAAGCGACAGCGUGUCCUCAUAUCAUCGAAAUAUGAUGAAGCUGUACAAGAUGUCAGACGUCAACUUAGUGAUGUUAGAGAAAUGCUCCAGACACUCAUGUUAAAUAAAACUUCGACACCUUGUUCAACAGGGGAAACAUCAGAGGCCACACAUCAUACACCAUCGCCGAUGAUUGAUGAACAGGUUCCCAGCUUGUCUAAAGUUCGCGAAGGCUAUAAUGGCGAUACCUCGUUCCAGUCGCACGCCCAUCAGGUUAAAAAUGCACUCGAAGCAGCACUAACAGCGUCCGAGCUUCUCAACGUCGAGUCUCAAGAGGCUUCAACGACGUUAUCUCCACAGAAAGUUGCAGAGCUUCUCCAUGGCGCAGAGGCAGGUGAUACUGCAACUUCGGCCCCGAUUGCUACCCCAUCUCUCCCCUCGGCAGACGACCUUGAUUUUGGGAAACUGCCACUACCCCCGGUAGAUAUUGUUCUGAAGCUCUUACGCUUAGCCAAGUCCCACAAACAACAGUUCUUCGUAGACAUCCCCACCUUCGAAGAGGACGAAUUCAUCGAUAUGUGUCGGGGAGUUUAUUUCGCAACAGAACCUAUAUCGCUGUGGACUUGGAUAUGUGUCAAUGUUGGCCUGUACCACCUCUUCUCUGGUGUUAACGAAGCCGAACGCGAGCGUAUGGGUACGACUUUCGAUAUAAUGCGCUCGCACUGUGGGUUGUUGAAGGCGAAUGCCGAUGCAGCGAUGCAGAGCCUUCGUCUAUGCUCGGAACCCUCAAGAGAAUCGUGUCGAGCCUUGGCGUUACUUGGUACCUUUUAUGUCAAAGAAGGGCACAGCACGAUUGCGUGGAGGCUGAUUAGUGCCGCCGCAAGAGCCUGUUUAGACUUGGGUUUCCAUCGUUUAUCUGAAAAUGUCGGAAGCCAGGACCAUGUUCAAAAGGCCUCCGUGUUUUGGCAUAUUUAUUGCUGGGAAAAGGGGUUGGCCAUGACAAGUGGACGGACACCUAUCAUUCACCAUUACGACGUGACAACCCCUAUCCGAACGGACAGAGUUGAUGCUCCAGCAAGAGUAUACGCUGGUUUUCUCAAUCAAGCCAUUAUCAUGGAUGAAAUUCAACAAACCCUAUUUUCGGGGUCGGCGCGACAGGCCUCACAACAGACCCGUUCCGAAUAUGUGAGAGGCUUUGCUGCUAGGCUCAUUAGCAUUCUAGAUUCCGUUAGAUCUGCAACCCAAGCAGAUCCUACGUGGGACGAGAUGUAUGGAGCGGCCGCUUUAUUAGUCGAACUUGUAUCUCAUUCUUUACUUACUAUUGUAUACCGGAUACUCCCACCUAGUUCCGCGCAGCCCCAUCCAUUGCAGUGCUCCAAUGAAUGCGUAGAUUCGGCACGCAGAGCGCUGUCAAAACUGGUAGAGGUUGGAGAUAACGUACUGCGAAAAUACCCAUCCAAUUGGGUGAUGUUUCUAAAUAUAAUAUUGUCCCUGGUACCAUUUGUGCCUUUCAUUGUCUUAGCUGGCAAUGCCAUCGCGACAUCGUCUAGUACUGACCUGAGCCUCCUUUCCUCGGUGGUGUCGAUAUUAGCCCCGACAGGCGCAAAUUCUCCCACAAUCCAAAAAGUCCACGAUGCUUGCGAGAGAUUCGGUCGCAUCGCCAACCUCGUAGUAUCAAGCGCUAAGAAAAGCCACUUGGGUAGUGCGGGGUACCAAAUACAAACUCCUGAUCACGAUCCAGCUGUAGGGGCUUCGAAGGAUUCAGCCAUAAUACCUAAUCCCAUACAACCAAGCCUCGUUGAUUACGGCUUUCCGAUGGCGCAGCAAGAUUGGGAUAGUGUAAUGGUUGGAUUUGAGUCGGAGCUCGGAGAUUAUGAUUCCAGGGCCCUGACAAACAUCAUAGAGCCUUAUAUCACAAAUACAAGUUGGUGAUACGGUGGCGUUGGGGCUGAUCUCUUAGCGCUGGGGUCCAAGGAAGUCUAGGGGGUGGGCUGUCUGAG
Messenger RNA from Annulohypoxylon maeteangense, 2351 nucleotides. RefSeq lists its product as uncharacterized. The transcript is spliced from 7 exons. Bases 223 to 2283 code for a protein of 686 amino acids. Lineage: Eukaryota; Fungi; Ascomycota; Sordariomycetes; Xylariales; Hypoxylaceae. The record is from RefSeq and is a predicted model, not a curated record. Gene Ontology annotation, molecular function: DNA binding; DNA-binding transcription factor activity, RNA polymerase II-specific; zinc ion binding. Gene Ontology annotation, biological process: DNA-templated transcription; regulation of DNA-templated transcription.